AUGAGCAGCCCCGAUGCGGGCUACGCCAGCAGCGACGACCAGGCACAGGGGCGGUGCUCGCUGCCCAUCAUGAUGCCGGCCAUGUGCCCGUGGGCAGAGUCGCUGAGUCCGCUGGGCGAGGCGAAAGCGAAGGGCGAGGCGGCGCCGUCGGGGGCGACGGGCGGCCGGAGCAAGAGCGAGGCGCGGAUCCGGCGCCCCAUGAACGCGUUCAUGGUGUGGGCGAAGGACGAGCGCAAGCGGCUGGCGCAGCAGAACCCGGACCUGCACAACGCCGAGCUCAGCAAGAUGCUGGGUAAAUCGUGGAAGGCGCUGUCGCUGUCGGAGAAGCGGCCGUUCGUGGAGGAGGCGGAGCGGCUGCGGGUGCAGCACAUGCAGGACCACCCCAACUACAAGUACCGGCCGCGGCGGCGGAAGCAGGUGAAGCGCCUGAAGCGGGUGGAGAGCGGCUUCCUGCAGCACGGCCUGGCGGAGGCGGCGGCGGCGGCGGGGCCCGGGCUGGGCAGCGAGGGUGGCGGCGGCGGCGGCAGCGUCGGCGGCAGGAUGUGCGUGGAGGGGCUGGGACUGCCCUACGCCGAGCAGGGCUACGGGGCGGCGGGCGCGGGCCACUACCGGGACUGUCCGCCGCUGGGCGCCGCGUUCGACGGCUACAGCCUGCCGACGCCGGACCCGUCUCCGCUGGACGCGGCGGAGAGCGAGGCGCCUUUCUUCGCGGCGGGGCUGCAGGAGGAGUGCGCGCUGGUGCCCUAUGGCUACGCCCCGCACCCGGCGGCCGCCGAGUACCCGGCGGCGGGCGAGAGCCCGUCGGGCGCGUCGCUGCGGCGGCACCUGGCAGCCGGCGAGGCGCUGGGGCCGGGCGGGUCGCUGCAGGGGCUGCUGGGCUGCCCGGCGCCGUUGCACGCGUACUACGGGCAGGCGUGCCAACCGCCCGGCCCGGGGCGCGGCCCGCCGCCGCUGCCGCCGGGGCCCGUGGGGCAGCCGUCCCCGCCGCCCGAGGCCGCGCCGUGCCGGGAGCAGCUGGAGCAGCUGCCGCCCGAGGAGCUGCUGGGCGAGGUGGACCGCACGGAGUUCGAGCAGUACCUGCGCUUUGCCUGCAAGCCCGAGCUGGGGCUGCCCUUCGCCGGCCACGACGCGGCCGGGCUGGCGGCGCCCGACGGCGCGGGUCCCAUCUCCUCGGCCGUCUCAGACGCCAGCAGCGCCGUCUACUACUGUGGCUACCCCGACGUGUGA
Molecule: messenger RNA, 1227 nt
Organism: Lepidothrix coronata (blue-crowned manakin)
Lineage: Eukaryota; Metazoa; Chordata; Aves; Passeriformes; Pipridae
Gene: SOX17
Product: SRY-box 17
Exons: 2
Coding region: 1-1227 (408 amino acids)
Biological process (GO): anatomical structure morphogenesis; heart development; angiogenesis
Molecular function (GO): RNA polymerase II cis-regulatory region sequence-specific DNA binding; DNA-binding transcription activator activity, RNA polymerase II-specific
Source: RefSeq, a predicted model, not a curated record